AUGGAGCAUCUCGGCAAUAUUCUCACGCUUUUGGGCCGCCUUUUUGGACUAGUAUGCCUGUACCGUAUAUAUGACCGGUUUACAAAUCCUCUUUCUCGAAUUCCAGGCCCUGAAAUCGCAAAAUGGACCAAUCUAAUUUACACAUACUACUGGUUCAAAGGCCAGAUCCCAAACUACAUCCACCGACUGCAUGAAGAAUAUGGCCCUACUGUUCGAACCAGCUUGACUCAGAUUGAUAUCUGUGAUAUAAACGCCGCGAGGGAAAUAUACAAAACCAAGAGUCGCUUUCCGAAGUCAAAAUGGUACCACACUCUGGUCUCAAAUAACAUUCGGACUGUCUUUUCUACUACCGACACUCAGUUUCAUUCUUCCCGCAGACGCCUUUUGGCAUCUCCGAUUUCCGAUUCUUCACUUACUCGUUUCGAGCCUCUGAUCUCCAACCGAGUACAAAUUGCGAUCGACAGAAUCGGUGAAGAGAUGAAAGAUCGCGGUGCAGCCGAUGUAUUCAAGUGGUGGCUAUUCAUGGCGACAGAUGUUAUCGGCGAGCUGAGCUUCGGGGAGUCAUUCCGAAUGCUCGAGGCUGGCAAGAAAACGCAAUACAGCUUGGACCUCGAAUAUGUAUCGAAUCUCCAACCUAUUCGAACGACUUUCCCACUGCUUGUGCAAGCCGCAGCCUGGCUGCCAUUGCCUAUCAUCAAUAGAACUGCCGCAGUUGGAAAAAGAAUCGGUCUUUACGCUUCUCAAUCCAUCGAACGGUACAAGAAAAUGAUCGAUGAGAACCCCGCCGAUCCCAAACCCACCCUGUUCACAAAGCUGUUUGAUGCAGAGAAGAGCAGAUUGACGCACGAAGAUAUCAGACAGGAAGCGCAGGGGUACAUCGUCGCGGGAAGUGAUACCACCGCUGUGACAUUAACUUACCUCGUGUACGCUGUUACUCGCCAUCCGCAAAUCCAAGAGAAGCUGGUGGCUGAGCUAGCGACGAUCCCGCAGCCCGUAUAUGAUCGAGAACUUCGAUCCCUGCCGUAUUUGAAUCAGAUCAUAAAAGAGACACUUCGAUUGUACACUGCUGUUCCAUUUGGUCUACCCCGUAUGACCCCAUCCGAAGGGGCUCAUUUCAAUGGCUACUUUGUUCCUGGUGGCACUACAGUGUCUUCUCAAGCUUAUAGUCUGCAUCGUGAUCCGGAGAUAUUUCCUGAGCCUUACAGUUUUCGACCCGAGCGAUGGGAACUCCCAACUAAAGAGAUGAAGGAUGCUUCAUUGCCGUUUGGCGGAGGCGCACGAAUCUGUCUAGGAAUGCAUCUCGCACUCAUUGAACUGCGUCUAGCGAGUGCAUUCUUUUUCCGAGAAUACUCCCACGCCCGCCCAUCAGACAAAGAAGGGAUGACCGAUGAGGACAUGACAAUGAAAUCAUUUUUCUUGAUGGCCCCGCAGGGUCAUAGGUGCCUUAUUGAGGCCUAA
Molecule: messenger RNA, 1458 nt
Organism: Penicillium macrosclerotiorum
Lineage: Eukaryota; Fungi; Ascomycota; Eurotiomycetes; Eurotiales; Aspergillaceae
Product: cytochrome P450
Exons: 6
Coding region: 1-1458 (485 amino acids)
Molecular function (GO): iron ion binding; heme binding; oxidoreductase activity, acting on paired donors, with incorporation or reduction of molecular oxygen
Source: RefSeq, a predicted model, not a curated record